Messenger RNA from Pangasianodon hypophthalmus (striped catfish), 3919 nucleotides. RefSeq names its product kelch-like family member 5 (gene klhl5). NCBI's taxonomy places the organism in Eukaryota, Metazoa, Chordata, Actinopteri, Siluriformes, Pangasiidae. Gene Ontology annotation, molecular function: protein binding. The transcript is spliced from 12 exons. The coding region runs from base 498 to 2204 and encodes 568 amino acids. The record is from RefSeq and is a predicted model, not a curated record.
CGUGCACCUGCUGUUAGGCGGGGGAGGCUGCUCGCAUCAACGCGCGCGUGCACUCAUUUGUCUUUUAUUUUGUUAUUGUUAUAAUUAUUUUUAUAUUUUGUGUCAUUUGGCCUCCGAUCAUGCAAAGCACAGUCAAUCUUUCCACGCCUUUUCCACUAUAAGAGUUGCAUCACGGCAUUAUUAUGCACCGCGCGUGAUGCUUACUUUAGGACCAACUUCACUAUCAGUCACCGCUCAUCUACUCACACGUUACCGAAAAAUCAGCUAUAAAAAAAAAACAAAAAAAAAAAAAACAGCUUUAUAAACGUCUCCGCACUCAGCAUUUUUUAGAGAGAGAGAGAGAGAGAGAGAGAGAGAGAGAAGGAGGAAGAGUUGACAUUCCAUCCUGCCAUUAUUGGCCAAAGUGGAUUAACGAUACACACCUGCUUUCCUGUACAGAACGUAACUGUAUUAGCUGGACGUCGAACAGCAGCGCGACUCUGUCCUCAUGCGUGUCCAUGGAGCCGUGCGUGCCUGAUGAACUCUUCCAGUCGCACAGCCACGCCGAACACACCUUCAAGCGCAUGGAGACCUACCUAAGGACACGCAAACUGUGCGACGUGGUGCUCGUAGCCGGGGACCGCAAAAUUCCUGCGCACAGGUUAGUCUUGUCCUCUGUGUCGGACUACUUUGCAGCCAUGUUCACCAGCGACGUCCGGGAGGCCAAGCAAGAGGAGGUGAAGAUGGAGGGAGUGGAUCCAGAUGCAUUGUGGGUUUUGGUGCAGUAUGCAUACACGGGGCGGUUGGAGUUGAGGGAGGACACGAUUGAGGCUCUGCUGUCGGCGGCGUGUCUGCUGCAGCUCUCGGCCGUGGUUCAGGCCUGCUGUAGCUACCUGAUGAAGCAGCUGCACCCGUCCAACUGCCUGGGAAUCCGCUCGUUCGCCGACGCCCAGGGCUGCCAGGACCUGCACAAAGUGGCCCACAACUACACCAUGGAACACUUCCUGGGUGUGAUGAAAAAUCAGGAGUUUCUGCUGCUCCCAGCAGGCGAGGUGGAGAAGCUCUUGGUGUCAGAUGAUAUGAAUGUUCCGGAUGAGGAGACAGUGGUGUCGGCUCUGCUCAGCUGGGUGCGCUACGAUUCUGCUAACCGCCAAUCACAGCUCCCCACACUGCUUCAACACGUCCGCCUGCCUCUGCUCAAACCCCAGUUUUUAGCAGACAUGGAGGCCAACCCGCUGCUGAGGGACAGCGUGGAGUGCCAGCGCUUGGUCAUGGAGGCGAUGAAGUACCACCUGCUGCCCGAGCGCCGGCCGCUGCUGCAGAGCCCGAGGACGCGGCCGCGAAAGGCCACCGUGGGGACGCUGUUCGCCGUCGGGGGCAUGGACGCCACCAAGGGAGCGACGAGUAUGGAGCAGUACUGCGUGCGGCGGGACACGUGGCGGCAGGUGGGCGUGCUGAGUGGGCGGAGACUGCAGUUCGGCGUGGCCGUCAUCGACCAGCGCCUCUACGUGGUGGGCGGCCGUGACGGCCUCAAGACCCUCAACACGGUGGAGUGCUACAACCCACGCAGCAACUCAUGGAGCGUCAUGCCUCCCAUGGCCACGCACCGCCACGGUCUGGGUGUAGCAGUGUUGGAGGGCCCCAUGUAUGCAGUAGGAGGUCAUGAUGGUUGGAGUUAUCUGAGCACAGUGGAGCGCUGGGAUCCUCAGGCCAGGCAGUGGAGCUUCGUCGCCUCCAUGGCCACGCCCCGGAGCACAGUGGGCGUCGCCGUGCUUAACAGCAAGCUGUAUGCAGUAGGAGGGAGAGAUGGCAGCUCGUGUCUGAAGUCAGUCGAGUGUUUUGAUCCUCACACUAAUAAAUGGAGUGCGUGCGCUCCCAUGGCCAAGCGCAGAGGCGGCGUCGGCGUGGCAACCUGGAAUGGCUUCCUGUAUGCCAUCGGCGGCCAUGACGCCCCCGCGUCCAGCCUCGCCUCCCGGCUCUCUGACUGCGUUGAGAGGUACGACCCGAAGACGGACACGUGGACGGCCGUGGCCCCGAUGAGCGUCAGCAGGGACGCCGUGGGGGUGUGUCUACUCGGGGACCGCCUGUACGCUGUGGGAGGCUACGACGGCCAGGUGUACCUGAACACGGUGGAGGCUUACGACCCCCAGACCAACGAGUGGACUCAGGUGGCGCCGUUGUGCUUGGGCCGAGCCGGAGCCAGUGUGGUCGCCGUCAAGCUGUGAUGCUCCGCCUCCUGAGGACUGUUACCGUGGUGAUUCUUGUACAGUAACCUCUUAGCUUUCUCAUUGGACAUGGAGGCAACGGAAUGACCUGAACACACACACACACACACACACACUUUAAUCUGGAUCAGGAGGAAUGCUAAAGACUCAUCGUAAGAACAUCUCAGAGAUGUGGGCAGGAAACACACACACACACACACACACAUUAAUCAGGAUGUUCAGAAUGCAUUUGUUUCAUUCAGCCACUGAUGAUCUCCUCAUGUCUUGGGAUCCUUUUUUUCUUUCACCACCUUUUUCUCAUUGUGUGAGAAAACAAGGAAUGGGAAGAAUGGUAGGCUGAACAAUGGGAUGGAUGAGUGAUAGAAGGAUGGAUGAACUAAAGGAAAGGAUAGAUGGAUGGAUGGAUGGAUGGAUGGAUGGAUGAGGAAAAAAAACAAGUAAUGGUAGAAAUGGUUGGGAGAACCAUGGGAUGAAUGGCUAGAUAGAUGGAUGGAUGGGUUAGGAAAAAAAACAAGGAAUGGGAGGAAUAGUUUUAAGAUGGAUGGAUGCGAAUAAAUAAGGAGUGUGAGAAAUGUUUGGUUGAAAGGGAUGGAUGGAUGGAUGGAUGGAUGGAUGGAUGGAUGCCUGCCUGUAGCAGAUUCCUAUUGUAAUCCUCCUCCUCUCCUCCCUUUAUUUUUUCUUAUAUUCUGUCAUUUCCUCUCCUCUCUUCUUUUUUUUCUUUUCUAAUUAUUUAUUUUGAGUCAUGUGGCCUUGUUUAUACUUUGCAAUGAGAUAAGUAGAAACAUACAAAUUGUGUGUGUGUGUGUGUUUGACAUUGUGAUUUUUCAGAUGUUUUCCCUCUUGUUCGUUGGCUUCAGUCUGUCAGCGUGUCUCAGGCGGGCUGUCAGUCAGAGUGCACGGAAGUCUCUAGAAAGCGCCGAGUUCAGAACACCAGGGCAGCCGCUGCAAGGCAUGAUGGGCUGUGAAUAUUAAAAAGAGGUGAUGCUAAGCUAACACACCUAUGACCAGUGCCAUUACUGCAUUAACUACGUUAAUAAACAGUGCUAGCUAUUGAAACAUGGUCAUAUGUGUGGAUCAGCUGUCAAUCAAACCUGUGUGCUGUUCUGAUUGGCUGUUAUCUUUUAAAUUCCCCAGCAGGGACUAUAGAUUGUAACCUGACAGUCUAGCCUUGCAUGGAUGAAGAGAUGGAGGAAUAACGAGUAGAGCAUGAAGGCAGACAGACAGACAGUGAGACAGACAGACAGUGAGACAGGUAGAGAGAGAGACAGAAGGUAAUUCAUUAGCAGAAGAAGGGCUGAUAAUUACGAGAUGAAAGGCUCAAAAUGAGGACAAAAAUGGGGCCGCUCUCUGAUACGAGCUCCAAACGGAAGAAGUGUAGAAGCACAGUCUCAUAUCAGACUCACACGUUCCUUUUGAAUUUGAUCGGCAUGAGAGCAGCAUCAGAAAAUGAUGAUUACGCAUCCAUCAGAUACAAUACGGUAUAAUCACUCAUGAUUACACGCUCGCUGAAUGCUGAGAGAAAAAACCUGCAGAAACAGAUUCUCUAUUCAGAGAUUCUAACGAAAACGUGAGGGCGAAUGCAAGCAUUUCGGACAAGCUGUAUUAUUUCACUGCUUUCGCUGGGUAGCUGUAGCUAGCUUACGCUAAUGUAGUAGAUAUUUAGUGAUAGUUUAUUUGUUUCAGUGGAUUCAGGAUGAAAAUUUGAUGGUUUGAUG